AUGAGGUCGCGCCAGGAGUAUCUCAAGAAGCGCGAGGCUGAGCGGCUGGCCCUGCUGAGGCGGCAGGUCGCCGAGGAGACGGAGGAGCUCAGGAGCGGCGUGCGGCUGUCGGAGCGCGAAAAGGCAGAGUUUGCUAAGAACAGAGAGCUGCUGCGCCUGGCCGAGGAGCGGCUGAGGAUCGACGACCACCAGGAUGGCUACGUGAUGCCCGAGGACUACAUCACCGAAAAGGGCAAGCUGGACCAGAAGAAGAAGGAGGAGGCGCUGUACAAGCGCCACGUCGAGCGGGACGAGUACGGCCAGGAGAAGUUUGUCACCGAGCACGACGAGUGGGAGCGGGAGCAGACCACCAAGGCCAAGGCGCAGAUCCAGGGCCGGGAACGAGAAAACGACAACUACGACUACGUGCUGGACGACGCUCAGUACAUCCAGUGGAGCCUGGACUCGCGAAUGCCGGGCGAGCGCAAGACGCUGACCAAGGAGCAGCAGUUUCUGGAGGCUCAGAUCGAGGCGGCGGAGAAGAAGGCCCUGUCUAUCCAGGAGACGAGGAAGAGCCUGCCCAUCUACCAGUACCGGGAGCAGUUCCUGCAGGCUCUGGAGCAGUAUCAGAUCCUCGUCAUCGUGGGUGAGACGGGCAGUGGCAAGACGACCCAGCUGCCCCAGUAUCUCCACGAGGCCGGAUACACCAAGAACGGCAUGAAGGUCGGAUGCACGCAGCCACGAAGGGUAGCGGCAAUGAGUGUGGCGGCGCGUGUUGCCGACGAAGUUGGCGUCAAGCUCGGCCACGAGGUCGGCUACUCGAUCCGAUUUGAAGACUGCUCGAGCGAGAAGACGAUACUCAAGUACAUGACGGACGGCAUGUUGCUCCGAGAGUUCAUGACGGAGCCUGAUCUGGCGGGGUACUCAGCCAUCAUGAUUGACGAGGCCCACGAGCGGACGGUGCAUACGGACAUUCUGUUGGCCCUGGUCAAGGAUCUGGCACGAGAACGGAAAGAUCUGAAGCUGCUCAUAUCCUCUGCCACCAUGAACGCCGAAAAGUUCGCGCAGUACUUCGACGACGCUCCCAUCUUCAACAUCCCUGGUCGACGGUACCCCGUGGACAUUUACUACACGCCCGCGCCAGAGGCCAACUACCUGGCUGCCGCCAUCACAACCGUGUUCCAGAUUCACACCACGCAGGGCAAGGGCGACAUUCUUAUAUUCUUGACAGGACAGGACGAGAUCGAAGCCGCCGAAAUGGAGAUUGCAGAGACUGCGAAGAAGCUUGGGAAUCGAAUCAAGGAAUUGGUCAUCUGCCCCAUCUACGCCAACCUGCCGUCAGAACUCCAGGCCAAGAUUUUUGAGCCCACCCCAGAGGGCGCCCGCAAAGUCGUGCUGGCGACCAACAUUGCCGAGACAAGUCUGACGAUUGACGGCAUUGUCUAUGUCAUCGACCCCGGCUACGUCAAGGAGAACGUCUACAACCCGGCGACUGGCAUGUCGAACCUGGUCGUCGUCCCCUGCUCUCGAGCAUCCGCCAACCAGCGCAGCGGUCGUGCCGGACGUGUCGGGCCGGGCAAAUGCUUCCGGCUCUACACCAAGUUUGCCUACAUGAACGAGAUGGAGGAGUCUCCGCUGCCCGAAAUCCAGCGGACGAACCUCAACGGCGUGGUGCUGCAGCUCAAGUCGCUGGGCAUCAACGAGCUGUUGGACUUUGAAUUCAUGGAUCCGCCCCCGACGGAGACGCUCAUCGGCGCCCUGAACCAGCUCUUUGCCCUCCAGGCUCUCAACCACAAGGGUGAGCUGACCAAGAUUGGCCGCCAGAUGGCCGAAUUCCCCACCGACCCCAUGCUGGCAAAGGCCGUGCUGGCAGCCGACAAGGAGGGCUGCGUCGAGGAGGUCCUGUCCAUCGUCUCCAUGCUGGGCGAAGCGUCCGCGCUCUUCUUCCGGCCCAAGGACAAGAAGAUCCACGCCGACAGCGCCCGCAACCGCUUCACCGUCAAGGAGGGCGGCGACCACAUCACGCUGCUCAACAUCUGGAACCAGUGGGUCGACAGCGGCUUCUCGCCCAUCUGGGCCAAGGAGAACUUCUUGCAGCAGCGGUCCCUGACCCGCGCCCGAGACGUGCGGGACCAGCUGGCCAAGCUGUGCGAGCGCGUCGAGGUCGCCCCCUCGACGUGCGGCGCCAACAACCUGCGGCCCAUCAAGCGCGCCAUCACGGCCGGAUUCUUUCCCAACGCCGCCCGGCUGCAGAAGAGCGGCGACAGCUACCGCACCUUUAAGAACAACACGACGGUGUGGAUCCAUCCGAGCAGCGUGCUGAUGUCGGUCGACCCGCCCGAGAAGACGGUGAUUUACUACGAGCUGGUGCAGACGACCAAGGAGUACAUGCGCAGCGUGAUGCCCAUCGAGGCCGCAUGGCUGGCAGAGCUGGCGCCUCACUUUCACAAGAAGAAGGAUAUCGAAGCGUUGGAGGACCGCAAGAUGCCGAAGAAGGGGCGAUGA
Molecule: messenger RNA, 2484 nt
Organism: Trichoderma reesei QM6a
Lineage: Eukaryota; Fungi; Ascomycota; Sordariomycetes; Hypocreales; Hypocreaceae
Exons: 1
Coding region: 1-2484 (827 amino acids)
Cellular component (GO): intracellular anatomical structure; catalytic step 2 spliceosome
Molecular function (GO): RNA binding; ATP binding
Source: RefSeq, a predicted model, not a curated record